AUGCCUCCUGCAAAGUGCGACGUCAUCCCGAAAGAGCAGUUCACGCCCUUUGCCGAGAGGCGUGCUUGUUCGGGAUGUCGUAAGAUCAAGUCCCGCUGCAUCUUUCCCGACGACUCCAAUAGCUGCACACGCUGCCUUCGUCUAAGCAUCGAGUGUGUGGUGCCAUCACAUCAUCGAGGUGUCAAACUGGAAGGUCAAAAGAACAAGCAAAGCUCUCUGACACCUUCCAAACAGCGAUCCAAGAGUCUAGCGCAAGAGUCGCCAAGUCCUAGUCCUAACCAACAGUCCGACGCUUCCGCUUCGGCUGCUGUCAACCCUUUCUCUGUGCAAAGCUUGCUCGACACCACCUCGUCUGAACGCACUGCUUCCAAGGCGUUGCUCUCUUCCACCUUGCACUCUCAUCUUCAGGAGGAACCUUCCGUCAAAGUGUCGACUUCUACAGGCCGUCCCCUCAUCGAGUCGGUCAUCACCGCCGGUCUCUUUGACGAAGAUGAGGUGGGUGAACUCGUGCACUUCUACUACCAGCGUCUCAACCCCAUCAUUGCUCUGCUCGAUAGUCAAAUUUACAUACUCAAGGCGCUCAAGACCAAUCCGGACUAUCGCAUCCUGCUUGCUGCCAUCUGCACCGUCUCGUCCAAGUUUGUCAAAGUCGACCGCUACCUCGAUUCCCUCGAGUUCCUCAAACCCGCUCUCUCACGCAUUGCAGCCGAUGACAUUCCACCGCAGCUCGAGAUCAUUCAGUCGCUCUCCAUCUUGGCCAUGUGGAAGCAUCCCAAGGAUGGCAGCAGUUGGCGAAAAGUGAGGCUUGCCAUCACACAAGCCUUUGAGCUAGGCUUGCACGAGCUUUUCGCCCCACAGAAGCGAUCCAAGCACGCACCCUCUCGAUCCUUCAUCCAGUCCCAACGUACACUCAUCCAGCUUUCUUGUUUCGAAGAUGGCUACCGUGACCAGCGUCACUUGCCACCGGCCAUCGACCCGAGCCUGCUUCCAGACCCAAGAGAGUGGAUUGACUCUUUGGGAGAUAUGGUGCAGGACAUUGAUGUCCGUCUAGCAGCUUCACGAGAGAAUGCCAACAUCAAGCGCGACUUGAUCACACAGCUCAAGCGCUCCAAUGCAAGGAGUCCCAACCCAUCUCAGAUCAGCCGUGCAACGUGUCUUCGUAACGCGAGGCUCGUCAAGAUGGGCAUUACAGCACAAACUUGCUCCAGCUCGGUCUGGAUGAACCCACCAGCGAGCGAGAUCCCAUGCCAGCACUCGGGUCGACCUUGCUUGCUCUUCCACAAUACCAAUACCCUCUUCAACUACCAUCGUGCUUUGUACUCGAUCUAUAGCUCUCCAUUCUUGUCUGGGCCUGCAUUUGCCCAUGAUCGACAAACGGCCUUCCAGAAGUGCUCUGAGCUCUCUGUGCAGCUUUUCGAGCUGCUCAAUGGUCCUUACGGUCAAGCUGGCUACUACCGAUACGUUCAUGACAUUGUCAUCCUCAACUUGGCUGUUGCGGCAGUCUGGAUCUGUGACAACUGGCGUGCCAUGUCACAAGAUCUCGCAAUCUCUGCUUGUUCCGCCAUCCGUCAGGCAGCUGAUGCCACUUCGCCUUCGUUGGAGAACCACUUGGAACAAGGAUCCUAUCUUGCUCGUUUCUUGCGAUUCUGCUGCAAGAAGCUGCCUUCGACCGUUUCCAUCAACGAGAACUCACCCGUCAAUGCUGAGGAUCUUGUCAUUUCAGAAGACGCCAAGUGGGCUAUGGGGCUCAACCCUUUCACGCAGCUUUCGAAUGCUGUCGGUGGUGCAUCCUCCCCUUCGGGCCCUUCCUUCCGUUCUCCCUACGUUCCUUCGGCAUCUCCACGCAAUGGUGCAGGAAUGCAAAUGCCCAGAUACUCCAACCACCACAGUGGCAGCGGCUCACAACAUGCUCUUUACCACAACAAAACAGGUGGCAGUGCCAAUAGUCAAGCUUCCGGUUCACCAAGCUUGCUCUCCACGUCAAGUCCGCAGAAUCCACAUGGCCACUACGGUGGUAGUGCUGGCGAUCCCUCGGUUAUGAUCCACAACGGUCACGGGCAAAUGGCUCAUCACACUCCUGCAACAAUGCCAGGUUCAACAGUGCAGUAUUUGUCAGAGAGUCUCGUUCCACCUGCAUAUCCGAUGAAUUGGGAUACCUAUGAUGAUAACAGUAUCAUUACCUUUCUGCAGUCUAUUGGUAGUGCUUCUGGUUAA
Ustilago hordei is the source of this 2214-nucleotide messenger RNA. RefSeq lists its product as uncharacterized. The transcript is spliced from 2 exons. Bases 1 to 2214 code for a protein of 737 amino acids. Gene Ontology annotation, cellular component: nucleus. Gene Ontology annotation, molecular function: DNA-binding transcription factor activity, RNA polymerase II-specific; zinc ion binding; transcription cis-regulatory region binding. Gene Ontology annotation, biological process: regulation of DNA-templated transcription. The record is from RefSeq and is a predicted model, not a curated record. Lineage: Eukaryota; Fungi; Basidiomycota; Ustilaginomycetes; Ustilaginales; Ustilaginaceae.